ACUGACAGCGUAAAAACCAAUGGAUGGACCAGAUAGAUAUAUUUCAAACACACAAGAAACCAUCUAAUGUGAAACAAUAAAUUCUAAAUGCUGCCGUGUCGAAUCUGCGGAUGCGUCAAACAGGAUACGUUUACGUGGGCUGUGUUUUGUUUACAAACGCCGCACCACUUCUGCAAAGCAUGGCGAUCUCCAUAGCCAUCUUAGACUGUGACCUCCUCCUACACGGUCGAGGCCAUAAGACCCUGGACCGCUUCGACCUCGACUCUGUCUCAGAUAAUUUCCUCCUCACGCAGUUCGGCUUCCCGAGACACUUCAUCCUCUACCUGGUGGAGAUUCUCAGAGAGGCUCUGUGCAGACGUACGCAGCGGUCCCGAGCUAUCAGCCCUGAAGUCCAGGUGUUGGCAGCUUUGGGUUUCUACACGUCCGGCUCGUUCCAGACAUCUAUGGGAGACACAAUCGGGAUCAGCCAGGCUUCAAUGUCCAGAUGUGUGUCUAAUGUGACCAAAGCCCUGGUGGAGAAAGCGCCGCAGUUCAUCACAUUCAACAAUGACCCCACCAGCAUAGACCAGACCGUCCAGGAGUUUCAGAGGGUGGCAGCGUUUCCAGGAGUGCUCGGGGUGCUUGAUUGUGUUCAGGUGACGAUCAAAGCUCCAAACAGCGAAGACUUUUCCUUCGUGAACAAAAAGGGCUUUCACUCUGUGGGCUGUCAGCUCGUCUGUAACGCUCGAGGACUCUUGCUCAGUGCAGAAACCUGGCCGGGUGGGCUCAAAGACACGGAGAUUCUGGAAAGAUCUGCUCUCUUUAAACAGAUGCAGGACGUCGAGGAGGGCUGGCUACUUGGUGACCGUCGUUACCCUCUAAGGAAGUGGCUGAUGACGCCGGUCGACAACCCAGAAUCCCCUGCAGAGCUUCAGUAUAAUCUAGCUCACACAGCGACUCAUGAGAUUGUGGACCGAACAUUCAGAGCCAUUCAGACCAGAUUUAGAUGUUUGGAUGGUACUAAAGGAUACCUACAGUAUUCUCCAGAGAAAAGUUCAGCCAUCUUGCUCGCCUGCUGCGUCCUCCACAACGCCUCUUUGCAGUCCGGUUUAGACGCCUGGACGCUGGAGAGGACCGACCCUCUGGAGCAGCCGGAGAGCCUCGAACAGAGACCCGAGGACCGGGACAGCCAGGCAGAGAACCUUCGGAAAGAACUCAUACUAAAACACUUCAGCUAAUCUCAUCAAAAGACUGAAUAAGACUGCAAUAAGAGCAGAGAGAUGAACAGGAGAGUCUCAUUUAAAGCAAAAUAAGUCCACAGACACAGUGUUGCUGAUGCAGUUUUUUAAUAUUUUGCUGGUUUCUACUCUACGGACUACACUAAGAUAACAUAGAAGUAUAUUGAGGAACAUGCAAGGAGCUAUACAACAAACCAAGACAACAUUGGAUCAUAACACAUUUUAAAUAUCGCCCAAAAGUGCUUGAUUAUCCUCAUGGAAAUGUCAGAAUAAUCAAGCACCUCCUGGAGUUUUACAUUAUUCAAACUGUGUGCAGCUGCUGUUAUCGAGGAUUCUUUACAAGUGGAAAAAGUCACCCUCCCUCUUUUUCUUUUCGUGAAAUUCCCACCCAGUUUACAUCUUCAUUUACCCCCAAACUCAACUUUUUUUUUACCUUUUCCACGUAAUUCCACAGGUUAAAAUUUUGGACAAUCUCACAAUACAAAAAAAGGGCAUUAUUUACAACAACUGCACAUUAAGUUGUCAUUAUUUAUGUACACUGGUGCAUUAAGAUUGUUAAAGGGGAAUCUGGUGUUUUUAACCUGGGCUUUAUUUAUAAGUAAGUUUAAAUCACCAAUUAAAUCAAACACGUGUUUAACAAG
Cheilinus undulatus (humphead wrasse) is the source of this 1858-nucleotide messenger RNA. It is a transcript of the gene harbi1, whose product is annotated as harbinger transposase derived 1. Bases 111 to 1217 code for a protein of 368 amino acids. The transcript has 7 exons. The record is from RefSeq and is a predicted model, not a curated record. Lineage: Eukaryota; Metazoa; Chordata; Actinopteri; Labriformes; Labridae.